Molecule: messenger RNA, 11674 nt
Organism: Empidonax traillii (willow flycatcher)
Lineage: Eukaryota; Metazoa; Chordata; Aves; Passeriformes; Tyrannidae
Gene: DMXL1
Product: Dmx like 1
Exons: 45
Coding region: 49-9234 (3061 amino acids)
Biological process (GO): vacuolar acidification
Cellular component (GO): RAVE complex
Molecular function (GO): protein binding
Source: RefSeq, a predicted model, not a curated record
GGGCGCGGGGGGACGAGCGGCGGUGCCCGAGCGGCCGCGCCCUCCGCCAUGAACCUGCACCAGGUGCUGACGGGCGCCGUGAACCCCGGCGACAGCUGCUUCUCCGUGGGCAGCCUGCGCGACCAGCCCUUCACGGCAUAUGCAUCAGGAUGUGAUAUUGUGGUACUGGGGACUGACUUUGAAAGAUUACAGAUAAUCCCUGGAGCAAAACAUGGAAACAUUCAAGUGGGAUGUGUGGACUGCUCAAUGCAACAGGGGAAGAUUGCAGCUUCUUACGGAAAGGUGAUUUGUAUCUUUGAACCAGUCAACCUCUUGAAGCAGAGCAGCAGUCAUCAUAAUGUGCUACAUUAUCAGUGGCAGAAGAGUGCUCAGAUCACACUGGAAACCAUAGUACAUAAUCUAACAUGGGAUCCCACAGGUACUCGCCUCUUGACUGGUUCCAGUUGUCUUCAACUUUGGUCAAAUGUUCCUUUGGAAAACCCUUCUGACAAUGACAGUACGGAAAGGACACAUAUUGGACUUGGGGAGUGGAGAUGUAUCUGGCAAUGCAAAACUGCUUCUCAAGUUUGUUUAAUGAAAUUCUCACCAGAUGGGGAAUUUUUUGCUACUGCUGGAAAGGAUGACUGUCUUGUGAAAGUAUGGUACAACACAGAGAGCUGGCGAUCAGCCAUAACACCACCUGGUAUCAAUCCUGAAAACCAAGCAAAAGAAAUCGAUUUUUCAUUUGUUUAUUUGGCUCAUCCUCGGUCAGUGAAUGCAUUUUCAUGGAGGAAGACCAGUAAAUUCAUGCCACGUGGUGCUGUCUGCAAUGUACUCCUGACUUGCUGUAAGGAUAAUGUUUGUCGUCUCUGGGCAGAGACUUUGUUACCCAAUGACAGUCUCUUGUAUGGUGGAGGAUACAGCAAUUGGAGUGAAGCUGUGAACUUUUCAAAUAACUUCAAGAGAAAUAUUUCAAGCAAAGAAAAAGUGCAAAGUGCUUUAGAGUUAAACCUGAGGCACUUCCGACGAGGAAGGAGGAGGUCAGGUGCUGUUGUAGCACAUACUGGAUAUGCUCUGCAUCAGCAAGAUCCCCAUGAAGUUCACAGAAACAUCCCUCCUCAUGCAAAUGCCCUUUGUCACUUCCAUAUUGCUGCCAGCAUCAACCCAGCCACAGAUAUCCCUCUACUCCCUUCUAUCACAUCCUUGAGUCUUGGUGAAAAUGAAGAAAAAAGUGGACCUUUUGUUGUGCACUGGCUAAACAAUAAAGAACUUCAUUUUACCUUAUCCAUGGAAGUGUUUUUGCAGCAACUUAAAAGGAGUUUUGAACAUCAUUCUCCUGAGACUAAUACUGAGGAAUCUAAUCAAAUGGAUGGCAGAUCAGAAGAAGAAGCUGAUGAGAAUGGGGAUGAACAAAAAGGAAACCAAGAAAAGAAGGAACUGAGCGAUGAGAAAACUACUCCAGAUUCAAGCCUUGUUCCUUUAUCUUCUGCUAUUAUUGAUCAUGAAAUUGAAGUUCUGCUCUCUGAAUGGAGUAAAAAUGCUGACAUGCUAUUCAGUAUACAUCCUAUGGAUGGUUCACUGCUGGUGUGGCAUGUGGACUGGCUGGAUGAAUACCAGCCUGGCAUGUUUCGCCAGGUGCAGGUGUCAUUUGUUUCGAGAAUUCCUGUUGCAUUUCCAACGGGUGACGCAAACUCUCUUUGCAGAAGUGUAGUGAUGUAUGCUUGUACCAAAAAUGUUGACUUAGCUAUUCAACAAGGCAAACAAAAGCCUCCUGGCCUUACAAGAUCUUCAUCUAUGCUUUUCUCUUCUGGACACAGUAAAUCAACUAACAGUUUAAAACUAAGCAUCUUCACACCUAAUGUUAUGAUGAUUUCCAAACAUGCAGAUGGGUCAUUGAACCAGUGGCUAGUGAGUUUUGCUGAGGAAUCUGCUUUUUCAACUGUACUCAGUAUUUCACAUAAAUCCCGAUAUUGUGGUCACCGUUUUCAUCUUAAUGACUUGGCUUGCCACUCAGUAUUACCACUGCUGCUUACAACCUCACAUCACAAUGCUCUAAUUUCACCAGAUGUUGAGAAUGCAGUACAGGCAAAUGAUUCUUUAAAGUCUCAGGAGUCACCAGUAAGACUUCAGAGUAGAGCCAAUGCAGAUAUGACAUCCCAGGAUCCCAAUGCGGUUUACAGUGAACUUAUUCUUUGGAGAGUAGAUCCUGUUGGACCUUUGUCCUUUUCUGGUGGAGUUUCUGAACUUGCCCGGAUCAAUUCUCUUCAUGUUUCAGCUUUUUCUAAUGUUGCAUGGCUGCCCACACUUAUACCCAGCUAUUGCCUUGGUGCAUACUGUAAUUCUCCAAGUGCCUGCUUUGUGGCUAGUGAUGGACAGCAUUUGAAAUUAUAUCAAGCUGUAAUAGAUGCUACGAAACUUUUGUGUGAGCUCUCCAAUCCAGAAAUUUCUAAGUAUGUUGGUGAAGUUUUUAACAUCAUAAGUCAGCAAUCUACGGCUCGCCCAGGGUGUAUCAUUGAACUGGAUGCUAUCACAGAGCUUCAUGGCCGGAAGACACAGUUAUUCCAUGUUUUUCAAGAAGACUUCAUUUUAAAUAACCAGGAGAAGGAAAUGCCUGCAAAGAAGAACAAUUUAUCAGACUCUGGAAACCAGCAGAAUGGAUUCUCUGAAAAAUUCUACUUAAUAGUAAUAGAAUAUACUCAAAGCCGCUCAUUACUACAUAUGUGGCAUUUACAUUUGAAGUCAGUUCCUGUCUCAAUAGAUGAAAAGAUAGGUUCCAAUCCACCUGAAGAAGCAACACAAACAGAAGAAAUAUUUUCUUCACCUGAUCCAGAGAAGAUCCAGUCACCUUUUACUCAAAAGUAUCGGGCCUGUAAAGCAAACCUUCAGAGCACCAGCCGGCUUACUCUGUCUUCCAGAAUGGUGUAUAGUCAAGAGUUGAGUAUGCCAGAAGGAGUAGAGAUAAUAAGCGUGAAGCCGUCAGCAGGACAUCUCAGUUCUUCUUCCAUAUAUCCCGUUUGUCGUGCACCUUAUCUGCUGGCUACUUCAUGCUCUGAUGGAAAAGUUCGAUUCUGGAGAUGCAGAGUUGUGACUGAAUCAUCAGCUUCUUCCAUGCCGGAAUAUAGCACACUUGGUGAUGUUAAAUAUGUAUGGGAAGAAUGGCCAUUACUGAUUGAGGAUGGACUUCCUAGCAGUAGUGCUAUUAGUGUUCCAGGAAGGCCAACUGAAGUCAGCUGUGCACACACCAACAGAUUAGCAGUAGCAUACAAGCAGGUAGCAUCUAAAAAUAGCCAUCAAGAUUUUGUAAUGCAUGUUAGUAUUUUUGAAUGUGAAUCUACAGGGGGUUCUUCUUGGAUUUUAGAACAGACUCUUAAUUUAGAUGAGGUGGGCACCAUAUUUGACUCUAGUGUUAGUAUUGACAGCAAUUUAGUGGCAUAUAACCAGCAGGACACUUCUCUGUCUCAUGGUGGGAGUAUUACACUCAGCACCAAGCACUUGGUACACUUAGACUGGAUGUCUAGGGAAGAUGGUUCGCAUAUCCUGACAGUGGGAAUUGGAUCAAAACUCUAUAUGUUUGGUCAGCUCUCUGGGAAGAGGCAAGAACAAAAUGGUAAUGAGAUUGUAGCAAUCUCCCAUAGUGGCAGCACUAAGGGUACAACAACCCUUUCUGGAUUUGUUUUGCUGCGUUGUGUUGAUUUGGUUUCAUCUGUAGAAGGAUCACCUCCUUUUCCCGUCUCCUUGUCUUGGGUGCGCGAUGGCAUUCUUGUAGUUGGAAUGGAUUGUGAAAUGCAUGUUUACUCCCAGUGGCAAUCUCCUGCCAAGCAGGAACUAGUUAGUACAGAUUCCUACAGUGGAAGUAUGUCAUGUAUAACGAGCGUAAUUAAACAAAGCCAGUCAGCCGCCUCAGGUCUGCAUCCACCAAAGAGAACCUUGACCAGAUCUAUGACCAGCCUUGCACAGAAACUUAGUGGGAAAAGGUCUGCCUGUGAUCUCUCAGUGGAAAUGGAAGAUUCUGGUCUUUUUGAAGCAGCUCAUACAUUAUCUCCAACUUUACCUCAGUACCAUCCAUAUCAACUGCUGGAACUCAUGGAUCUUGGUAAAGUACGCAGAGCAAAAGCCAUUCUGUCCCAUUUGGUGAAGUGCAUUGCUGGAGAAGUUGUUGCUAUAAAUGAAUCUGAGCCUAAUCAUGAUAAGAGGCUCAGAUCUCUGACCAUCAGUGCCAGUGGAAGUACUGCAAGAGAUCCCAAAACGUUCAGCAAGGCGGAGACUACAGACUAUAUUGAAAUAGAUUCUGUUCCGCCAUUGCCUUUGUAUGCCCUGCUUGCUGCAGAUGAUGAUUCAUCUUAUUCCUGUUCAGAGAAGACUAGUAAUCAAAAUAGUCAAAAUAAAAAAGAUACACCCAAUGACAAUUAUGAAAAUCUCUUUCAAAAUCCUGUUAUAAGUACAGAUGAUCUUGUUACAUUUGAUGCAGAUGAAGAGAGUGUGAAACCGAAAGUCAUUGAUCUUUCUCAGUAUAACCCAGCUUACUUUGGACCAGAACAUGCUCAAGUUCUUUCUCGUCACUUGCUUCAUUCAAGCUUGCCAGGUCUGACUAGGAUGGAGCAAAUGUCGUUGCUUGCCUUGGCAGAUACAAUUGCUACUACCAGUACUGACAUUGGAGAAAGCAGAGACAGAAGUCAAGGUGGAGAAACUCUUGAUGAGUGUGGUUUAAAGUUUUUAUUGGCUGUUCGGCUUCACACAUUUCUGACAACUGCACUUCCUCCUGUACAUCGAGCUCAGCUACUUCGUCAAGGGUUAUCUACUAGUCACUUUGCCUGGGCGUUUCAUUCAGUAGCGGAAGAAGAACUGCUGAGUAUGCUCCCUGCAGUGCAGAAGGGAGAUCCAACAUGGUCAGAGCUCAGAGCUAUGGGGAUAGGAUGGUGGGUUCGAAAUAUCCACAGCCUGCGAAAAUGCAUAGAAAAGGUGGCUAAAGCAGCCUUUCAGCGAAACAAUGACCCACUUGAUGCAGCCAUUUUUUACCUUGCAAUGAAGAAGAAGGCUGUUAUCUGGGGAUUAUACAGGUCCCAAAAAGAUACUAAAAUGACACAGUUUUUUGGAAACAACUUUACUGAGGACAGAUGGCGUAAAGCAGCAUUAAAAAAUGCUUUUUCUCUGCUUGGCAAACAGCGUUUUGAACAUUCUGCAGCAUUUUUCUUGUUAGCAGGACACUUAAAAGAUGCAGUGGAGGUCUGCCUUGAAAAACUGCACGACAUUCAAUUGGCUCUUGUAAUAUCAAGACUUUACGAAUCGGAGUUUGAAGUCUCUAGUACUUACAAAUCUGUACUACAGAAAAGAGUUUUGGGUGUGUUUACUGGAAAAGAGAGCUCAGGAAACAUACACUGUGACCCUUUUCUGCGAAGUAUGGCAUACUGGAUUUUGGAAGAUUAUAGCAAGGCUCUUGACACUUUGAUAAAACAUUCUGUUGAAGAUAAAGGAGGUGAAGGAGAUGGUUCAUCAACUUGUAACCCUGCAGUGUUUAACUUCUAUAACUACUUAAGAACACAUCCACUUUUGUUGAGACGUCAUUUUGGCUCUUCUUAUACAUCUUCCACACACAUUUGCUUAACAGUAGAAAAUGGAUUAGCUGACAAAAUCAAUCUAGGUGAAAGACGACUGUUCUUUACCACUGCAUAUGCUCAUUUGAAAGCUGGUUGUCCUAUGUUGGCCUUAGAAGUGUUAUCAAAGAUGCCCAAAGUUGUCAAGAGGUCAAAGCCAUUCUGUAAAUCCCCUAGUUUAAUGGAUACCAGUAAAGAUUUCUCACCAUCUUCUCCAGUUAAAGAGUUUGAAACAAAAGACCAAGCUUCCAGUAUUGAUUGGUCGCAACCAGUAUGGAAUGGUCUAGGUUCAUCUUCAGAUUGUUCAUCAGAAAAGCAUUCAAGUUCAACUCUUUCCUUUGACUGGAGUCAGCCAAGUGUGGUGUUCCAAGAUGAGCCCUUGCAACUACAGACAGACAGUGAUGAAAAUGAUGAGAGUGAAGAUUCUUCCCCAGUCAUGAGAGAGCUAAGACCUCUGAAGAAAACUGAAAAAUUAUAUGAAACAAGUUCUAGCUACACGGAAUCUUUUAGUGUAGUUGAUGACAAAAAUGUUCUCAGUCCAUCAGAAGAUAUCAUUUCAGCACAGCUGAAGUUUAGAGCAUGCCUGAAAAUUCUUACUGUAGAGCUUCGUACACUGUCCACUGGUUAUGAGGUAGAUGGUGGGAAGUUGCGGUAUCAGCUUUAUCAGUGGCUUGAGAGAGAAGUGGUAGCUCUUCAGAAGACCUGUGAUUAUAAUGUUGAAGUAGAAGAGAUACAGUCAGGAAUUGGAGUGAUGCCAGAGGAACCUACAUUACAUGAAAACACUGAAGACGCAGCUGACCAGCAAAAAAGUAUGCUACAGAGAGAAGACUUUCAGAAGAGACGUCAGUGGCUUCUGAAGUACCAGUCCCUGCUAAGAAUGUUUCUUAGUUACUGUAUACUUCAUGGCUCACAUGGUGGAGGCUUGGCAUCUGUCAGAAUGGAAUUAAUUCUGCUAUUGCAAGAAUCUCAGCAGGAGCAGUCAGUACAGAUGCCUUCCAGGCCUCCACCAGAGCAAAGUUCCAUACCUCUCCUGUUUGCUUGCACAGCUAGUGCCAAAACAGUGGUGGCUAACCCAUUGCUACAUCUUGGUAAUUUAACUCAUGAUAUAUUACAUGCCAUAAUAAACCUUGAUUCGCCACCUCAUCCAGAUACUCAGAACAACAAGAUAUAUGUCAUGCACACCUUAGCAGCGUCACUCUCCGCUUGCAUCUACCAAUGUCUUUGUGAUGGCCACAGCUACAGCUCAUUUCAAGCAAAUCAGUUCACUGGAACAGUGUAUCAGACAGUGCUGUUAACUCGGCGCCACUCUUUAAGAACAGCAAGCUUAGAAGAAACAGUGACUCCCAAUACAUCACCUGCUCAGUGGCCAGGAAUGACAGCUCUAAUACGCCUCCUGAAUUCUGCUGGUGAGGAAGCCCAGCCAGGUCUCACAGUUUUACUUUGUGAAAUUUUAACUGCGGUCUAUCUAAGUCUGUUCAUCCAUGGCCUUGCAACACAUUCUAGCGAUGAGUUGUAUAGAAUUAUAGCUCAUCCACUUAAUGACAAAAUGUGGUCUGCUGUCUUUGGAGGAGGAGCUCAUACACCCGGCAAAGGACAACAGCAAUUAAAGACAAAAACUGAUGAUGGUGAGAAACAGCAAAAACGUUACAGGGUUUCAUCAAAAACCUCUCCAAAAGAGAGUUCUCGGUUGCCUGCAUUGCCAUUGGUGGAGCAAGAAUUUCCAUCUCACAAAGAAAGAUUUAUCCCUCCUGAGCUUAGCAUCUGGGAUUAUUUCAUUGCAAAGCCAUUUCUUCCAUCACAAAGUAGAGUGGAAUAUGAUUCAGAAGAGAGUCAGGAAAGUGAUGAAGAUGAUGAAGAUAUUGAUGGAGAUAUAUGUGCAUCAAAUUCACGUAAUCAAGAGCAUUCUAAUUCAAAUUCUUACAGUUGGUCACUGAUGAGAUUGGCAAUGGUUCAGCUGGUACUUCACAAUUUGAAGAUUUUCUACCCUUUGGCUGGACAUGAUCUUUCAGAGCUUCCAGUUAGCUCCCCAAUAUGCCAUGCAGUUUUAAAGACUUUGCAGCGCUGGGAACAAGUUCUUCUCCGACGUCUUGAGCUCUAUGGGGGUCCACCUCAACAUUAUAUUUCAGUUCAUGCUUCUGAAGAUGCCCUAGCUGCUGGUCCUGCAUUGCUUCGCCAUAAAACUUUACUUGAGCCUACAAACACUCCUUUCAGAUCUAGCAGUCAUGUUGCACUGUCUGUGAAGAGGCUCUGGCAGUACUUGGUUAAACAGGAAGAAGUCCAGGAAACCUUUAUCAGAAAUAUUUUUACAAAGAAGCGAUGCCUAAAUGAGUCAUUAGAGGAGCACAAUGAAACCAUGAAAAAUUCUGUGGUGGAAGAGCACAUCAUCAAUAAGAUAGAAACAGAUCUGGGAUACCCAGGAGGCAAGGCAAGAAUAAUUCAUAAAGAGUCUGACAUCAUUACUGCUUUUGCAGUCAAUAAGGCAAAUCGGAACUGCAUUGCAAUAGCAUCAAGUCAUGAUAUUCAAGAGUUAGACGUUUCUGCGAUUCUAGCUACACAAAUCUAUACCUGGGUUGAUGAUGAUGUGGAAAUAGAAAAUAAAGGGGCUGAUGAUUUCUUAGUUAUACAUGCUCGUGAUGAUCUGGUAAACGUUCAGGGAACUACUCCUUAUACUCAUAGUAAUCCUGGCACACCUAUCAAUAUGCCUUGGCUUGGUAGUACACAAACUGGCAGGGGUGCAUCUGUGGAAUAUUCCAAUAAAUUUAAUGGAAUCAGAAAGGAAUUGGCAAGAAAAGAGAUGCUCAAGAAAGCUAUUAAUAAUGUCAGAAGAAUGGCUUCUCACCCAACACUACCAUACUACCUAACAGGUGCUCAAGAUGGUAGUGUAAGAAUGUUUGAAUGGGGUCAUGCCCAGCAAAUCACAUGUUUUCGAUCUGGUGGCAACUCAAGGGUAACUCGCAUGAGAUUCAAUUACCAAGGAAAUAAGUUUGGAAUUGUUGAUGCUGAUGGAUAUAUAAGUUUAUAUCAGACAAACUGGAAAUGUUGCCCACUUACUGGAACUUCACCUAAGCCAUAUUUGACGUGGCAAUGUCAUAACAAAACAGCCAAUGACUUUGUUUUCAUCAGUUCAUCAUCUUUGAUAGCUACAGCAGGAUUGUCUUCUGACAACAGAAAUAUUUGUCUUUGGGAUACCUUGGUUUCACCCACAAAUAGCUUGGUGCAUGCUUUUGUCUGUCAUGAUAGUGGAGCAACUGUGCUGGCAUAUGCUCCAAAACAUCAACUGUUAAUAUCUGGAGGCAGAAAAGGCUUUACAUGUGUAAUUGAUCUUCGCCAAAAACAGCAGCAACAAUUACUUCAGAGUCAUGAUUCUCCAGUCAAAGCAAUUGCUGUUGAUCCUACAGAAGAGUAUUUUGUCACAGGAUCUGCUGAAGGCAACAUAAAGGUGUGGAGUCUGUCUACAUUUAAUCUUCUUCACACCUUCAUAAAUGAGCAUGCUCGACAGUCUCUCUUCAGAAACAUUGGGACGGGAGUCAUGCAAAUUGAGACAGGACCAGCAAAUCACAUAUUCUCCUGUGGUGCUGAUGGAACAGUAAAGAUGAGAAUCUUGCCUGAUAGAUUCAGCCCUUUAAAGGAUGUGUUAAAAAAUGAUGUGAAAUUUAUGAUCUAAUGUUCUUCUUAAAAUAGUGAAUAACAUUCCCCUUUCUGCCAUCCCUGAAAAUGUUCUUCCUGGCACUAACCAACAAAGCAAAUGCACAGUGAUAGCUUGUGAGACAAAGAUGUUUUGGUUUUUUCCUUUCUCCCCUUUGACCUCCCUCUCUUCUGCCCCCUAACCCUCUAUUUAUUACCUGGAGCUUUUAGUCCCUGAUGCACUAAUGCCUUAAAGAUUAACAAGGUCCUUCAGAUUUUGAUUGUUGCCUAAAAUAAAAGCUAUAUAGAAUUACAAAUUAUAUAGUUAUAAUAUUAUGAAGAUGUUGUUGAAGUGGUUUACUCUUCCUUUUGAGAUAGUUACACUCCCACCUGGAGUGUACCAUCUGGGCAUGACCUCUGCUUAUAUUCAACACCUGGCCACCUUCUAAAAGCGUCUGUCCAGAUGGAAACCUAGAUAAUAUUCUUUUUCACUGUGGCAGCCAUAACUGUCUCUCUUCUCAACUUAUUUAGUCAGCUGACAAUAAAAAUUUAUACCUGUGUGUAGAAGAGAAACAAAGUCUGUAGGAGUGAAUGCUCCUGGUCAUGCAAGCAUUCGUGUAACAAGCCACUCUCUGUAUCCAUUCCUGGAAUCCAGGCUGUUUACCUCUCUUUACUUGCCUGAUCUCCUUCCUCUCAUCUGGGUAUAAGAAACUGAAGGAUGUUCUGUAUCUUGUCUUCUGUUCUAUAGGUUAAAUCACUGCCAUCAGGAUGGCAGGCUUACCUUUUGAAAAUAAAUAUAUUUUUAAUCCUGAACACUCCCUUUACAAAAGUAAAAUGUAAAUAUGAAUGGAUAUCUUCCUAGUAAAAUAGUCAAGAUUAUGUGUGAAGCCUUAGUCUUGAUCAAAAAGAUAAAGGAAGAUACUGCUUUAGGAUAUGGCACUAGAAUUUCUUCAGAGACUAUUUAUUUAGCUGUAUGUAGAGGAAAAAAAACCCAAACCCAACCUAAUUUAUUUUUGCCUUUUUUUUUUUCCAGUAAGAGUUUUUAUUUAGCCCAAAGAUACUCAGUUCAUUCUUAGCACUUACAUUCUUGUUUGUCUGCUUUUCCUAAGUACUUUAAAAAAGGAAAAAGGAAAAAACUCAACAGCAAAGUACUUCAACCAUGUCAGGCUUUGUACUGUAUGUUUACAUCUGGUGUCAACUGCAAGAAAAAAAGAUUGGAAAGGAUAGAUGGAGUUUGGGAUAUUUUUUGCCAAAAUAUUAAACUGCAUAACUUAAAUGUUUGACCAAAUUAUUAAUGCACAAGGCCUUUACAUUUUUUUUUUUUAGUCAGCUAAACUGUUUCUGUAUUUUGGUUUACUUUUCCUUACUUGAGAGCUUGACAGAGAUUUAAUUUGUAAAUUAGAUGUGAGGCUGGAUUACUUGAACGCCAGUGGUGUACUUUUUGCUAAAAGAUAUUUUGUGAAAUAUAGCACCAAGAUAUUAACUGUAAAAUAAACUUGUCAAAUUAGGAACUAUGGGGAUAAACAAAGCUUAGCAGAAAUGAAGGGCUUGUAAAAUGAACUAUGUAACAUUCUCAGGAUGCUUUUAUCUUAAGAAUAUAAAGUUGUUUAAAAAGAUUUUGUAAAAUGUAUUAAGGUCAUUUUAAAUGUAUGUUUCGCAAGUUGCAGUGCAAACACUAUGAAGGUUUUUAUGCACAUAACCUGAAUUUUCAAAUUGUGCAAUAAAAAGAAUGUGAAUGUUUUGCCAUGAAGAAACAUGUGACGGCAUUUCAAACUGGUACAGCUGUUCAGUGAUUCAAUUGUAUUUGUUCUUCCUUAACACUAGAUUGAAAUAGAACUUGAUAUCAAAACAGUUUAAGUACAGUGAUGGUCCAGAAAAAGUAACUAAAAGUGACACCACCUUACAAAACAGACUUGCCCAAUGGGUAUGUUGUAUCUGUUAAGUGGCUGAGUUUCUAAUAUCCUGUAUUCUUAUGGAAGAAGGAAAACAGUGGAGUAAACAGUAGCACAGUCCUUUAGAAUCAGCUGAAACCGUGACUUUGUAGCUGCUUAUAUACAUGUAUCAGUUUUAUACAUCCACUGAACUAACAAAGUUACAUGUGCAAAAAUCAUGGCAGUAUUAUAUAAUUAUGUCCUUGAUGUUUUGUCCUUAAAUAUUUAUAUCUCAUUAGCUUUAAUAUUUCAAGCUCAAGUUUAUUGUACUGGCAGUCACAAAAAGCUGUCUUACCGUCUGCAAACUGAGCAGUUUUUGUAUGUAAUUUGCCAAGACAUACAAUGUUGUCAUUUUUCCGAGUAAAGCUGCACUAUGAAAAAUCCUGGCAAACUUAUGCAUAUACCAGAAUAGUACUGACCGUGGGCAGGCAGUUUCAAUAAUGUUUAUAGUUACUAUAAGCUAUUCUCAAAAGUAAAUUAUGUAAAAUCACAAUGUAUUUGCCACACCUUUAUAAUCUUUCCAAUAAAUCCUGCAGAAACUCAACCUUC